AUGGCGUCUUAUAUAAAGGAUAUUAAGAAAGAAAACACGACAAAUACAACAAGUGGUGAUAAGGAAAAUAUAAUUGUUGCUGGAGGUUGUGGAGUUGAAUCUGUUGAGAUAUUUAACUGGCGUCAAAGAACAUGGUCGCCAUUACAAUCUCUUCCUGAGGUGCAUCUCGGAGCGACUUCAUUUGUUUAUAACAAUCAUGUGACAAUUGCUUCAGGUUGCUUUUAUCACGACAUCGAUGAUAUGAUUCGAAUGAAUAUUAACCCAAACCCUGAUCUCUCAAUGCACUGGAGUCGCUGUCCUGUUAAACUACCUACCAAGUUGAUAAGUCACAGCAGUGUGCUGUAUAAUGAUCACUUGAUAAUCACUGGUGGUCAUAGUCGAAAUUCAGGUGGUGUAUUGGAGUGCAUUUAUGAAGUCGAGGUUGUUCCUCCUUAUACUGUGAAGACCUUAUCACGAAUGCCAGAACCAAGACGGCUUCACAGCACGCAAUUAUUUGAUGAUAACUUGUUCAUCGUUGGUGGAAUAACGACCCACGAAUACCAAGACAACCUCAGCAGUGUCUUACUGUAUGAUAUAAAGAAGAAUCGAUUUAAACAGAUGACACCACUGCCGUAUGAAGUGAGCGAGAUGGCAACUGUGAGAUGGGGAGACAACAUCGUUGUUUUAGGUGGCGCUGACAAACGUGGCAAAGGAUUAGAUACAGUUAUCAUUUACAAUGUCAAGACUGGACAAAGUGACAUGUUACCAUCAAUGAGAUGUAAAAGACAGGGAUGCGCUGCAGUUGUUAUUGGAAACAACAUUGUAGUAAUGGGAGGGAAGAGUAAGCGACUACCUGACUUAAAUUCAGUUGAAGCUUUCAACUUUGAAAGCUAUACUUGGCAAGAACUUCCAGAAAUGUCUGAAGGACGAUAUUUGCACACUGCUGUUGUUGUGUGA
Molecule: messenger RNA, 936 nt
Organism: Paramuricea clavata
Lineage: Eukaryota; Metazoa; Cnidaria; Anthozoa; Malacalcyonacea; Plexauridae
Source: the annotation of a GenBank genome assembly